Salvia splendens (bonfire salvia) is the source of this 1635-nucleotide messenger RNA. RefSeq lists its product as uncharacterized. Lineage: Eukaryota; Viridiplantae; Streptophyta; Magnoliopsida; Lamiales; Lamiaceae. The transcript is spliced from 3 exons. Bases 1 to 1635 code for a protein of 544 amino acids. Gene Ontology annotation, molecular function: zinc ion binding; nucleic acid binding. The record is from RefSeq and is a predicted model, not a curated record.
AUGGAUUGCGGUAUGAAUGAGCAAACAGAUGUUGCAGAUGCUACUGAUGUUGGAUUGAAUACUCAAGAGACUGUAGAAGAGCAUGCUGAUGUUCAUGUUGUGCGAGGAGACCUUGAUGAUCCAGAAUUGUUGUCAUCAUCGUCUGAUGAUAUUUUAAGUGAUGAUUCCGGUGCUGACUCUAGUGAUGAGGAGGUAGUGUAUAACCCGUCGUGCAAGUUGCUAAAAAAUGCCGAGUUCAGUGCCGCAGCUGUAAGAAAUUUUGUUCAUGACAAAAUUCAUGUGGUAAUCAGUUAUAAGAAGGCAUGGUAUGCACGGAGAAGGGCUUUAGAGAUUGUGUUUGGUGGAUGGGAGGAGUCAUUUAGGGAUUUGCCAAGCUACAUGCUUGAACUGCAGUAUAGGAAUCCAGGCACAAUCGUUGAGUGGAGGCAUAACGAGUUGUUGAGCCAGGGUCGUACUAAAGUCUUCUAUUACGUGUUCUGGGCACUUGGGCCUGCUAUACAUGCUUUCCUGGAGUGCCAACCUGUUUUAACAAUAGACGGGACUCACCUUCGAGGAAGAUUUAAAGAAACUGGCGACAACUGGGAGUGGUUUUUGGAUCAUGUCAGGAUUCAUGUGGUGAAGUACGAAAGGGAGGUGUGCAUAAUUUCGGAUAGGCAUAAAGGAAUCCUUAAGGCUAUGCGUUCUGAUGAAUGGAAAAAGCCGCCGAUAUGUCACCACAAAUUUUGUUUGAUCCAUGUGAGGAAAAAUAUCUUGACAAAACUUAAGGGUAAGGGCGGUAAAGCGAAAGGCAUGAUAUGGGCAUUGGGUGUGACAACUCAAGUACGCAAGUACAUGCGAAGGCGACGUGCACUACGGGAGGAAAGUCUUGUUGCGAUACACGAGCUCAACAAAGCCAAAAAAGAGAAUUGGUCUCUUUGUUACGAUGAUGAACUGAGAUGGGGGGUGCCCUCAACAAACAUGUCAGAGAGCUACAACAACGUGUUGAGAGGUAUAAGAGAGCUGCCAAUUAGAGCUUUGGUUGAUCUGACAUUUUGGAGAACAGUGGAAUGGUGGGCAGAUAGAAAGACGGAAAUACAACAUACCGAAGGUCGGUUGACCCCGUGGGCGAGGGACAAACUUGAUGCGAAUGAUGCGAAGGGGCAAAUGCAUUACUGUUCAGUACUUGACCAAGAAAUAGGUCAUUACCAAAUUCGAAGUCGUCCACGCGUUGAAAAGGGACAGGCAAAGGGCAAUAAUAGACAAGACGUCGAGUUCAUGGAUUCAAAGUGCAGUUGUGGGAAGUGGCAGAUGUGGAGAGUUCCUUGUUCCCAUGCGUGCACCGUUGCCAGAGAUCGAGGUAACUCUAUGUUUGAACUCAUUGAUAAACACAACCACAAAGCUACAUGGGAAGCACAGUACUAUGGUGUCUCCUUUCAAGCGCCAAGACACGAAGACUAUUGGGCAAAUCCUGGAUGGAAAUUGCGUAUCACACCUGAGCAGUUGCUUCCUCGAAAGCGCGGACGAGGCAGAACAAGGAGGAUUCCUAAUCAAAUGGAUGUCCGCGAGGAAGAUGAACCGAGAGCUCCCCGCAAGUGCAGGAAUUGCGGCGUAGAGGGGCAUGACCGUAGAAAUUGCACAGUCGGUCGUGUUAUGUAG